Messenger RNA from Bacillus rossius redtenbacheri, 3073 nucleotides. RefSeq lists its product as uncharacterized. NCBI's taxonomy places the organism in Eukaryota, Metazoa, Arthropoda, Insecta, Phasmatodea, Bacillidae. The transcript has 2 exons. The coding region runs from base 968 to 2773 and encodes 601 amino acids. The record is from RefSeq and is a predicted model, not a curated record.
AUUGUGUCGUCGGAAAUUUGCACAACAAAUUUUAAAAUUUUGUUCUGUAUAAUGUGAACUAAACCACUACAAGUGAAGCUCUGUCUGAACUGGAAGUAAAUGGCAUCGGUUAGUUGUUUAAUGGGUGUCACGGUUUUCAAGGACACUCCUUCUGUUAUACCCAUUAGUAUAAGAGUGGGCAUGAUAGUUAAUAUAGCAGAAGAGAAGAAAUACGUACUACUCCAUGCACGCUAUACGUAAAGUGCUAACAGAAAACCAGCCAACGCAUUUGCCUAUCAAAGCAAGCAUAUCGGGGUAAGAUAAACAUGUUACUGUCCAUUUAAUCAAAUACUUGAUUUUUAUAAAAUUUUAAACGUUUAUUCUAAAAUUAUUUAACGUUUGAAUAUUUUUGAUAUUUUAUAGGGAUGGGGCGAAUCCUGAUUUCCUCAAAUCCGAAUCCUAACUCAAAUCCUAGACUGGAUUUGCCGAAUCUCAAACCCGAAUCUUUUAACAGAUGAUAUCCACAUAUCUAAUGUAAGUAAGAUGUAUUCUGCUUGCACUAAAAGUCCCUUGACUUUAUUACAUGAAUCGCUUAUUUAUGAAAGGGCAUAAGUCAACUUUUUUGAAGAAAUGAGUUACAUACAGGAUGCCAAUCUGUGGGUGUAUACGCAUCGUUUAGUUACUAAAAGGCACUAGUCUGAUGCAUGGAAGUGGGUUUACCGACCGCCAGAAAAUUUAGUUUAGUUAUGAAAAGGAAUUAGUCAGUGGACUUAUGUCCUUUCAUAACCAAAUGAUUACAGCUAUUAAUCAGUGGACUUAUGUCCUUUCAUAACCAUAUAAUUGCAGCUAGUUACAAAGAGAAAACAAAUAGCAGUAUACUCUUCCGACCUCUUUGGCAGUAUCAUGCAGUGUUGCAUGCUGGUAUAUUCUGCUAUCAUUUGUUUUGUUGUGUACUUUCAGUUACUUUUGGUUUGUUUACUAGUAGAAAAUGAGUGAAAUGGAGUCUAAUAAGACUUGUGUGGAAAAUGAUUGUAACCAUUCCAUGAAACGUAAAAAAGGCGUGCGAAAUGUGGAAGAAUACAAAUGUCAAAGAAUUAAACGAGCUCGUCUGCAAGGAAAGGAGUAUGCAAACUACAGAGGGAAUGUUGUGAAAACUAAAAGUACUACCGAGUCGUGCAGAUGUGCAAGAAAAUGCUAUGACAAGAUUGACAUUGCACAGAGAGGGAAAUUACUUGAUGCUAUACAUUCCUUUUCAUGCAAGAAUGAGCAAGACAUCUAUCUUCAAGGUUUGCUUGACGCUGUGCCAAUUAAACAUCGCCGACCAAGGAAUGGUGACAAGUCUGGAAAAAGGUCAUCCUCCUUCACUUUCCAUGUAGUUAUUCAAGAACGAAGAGUGAAAGUGUGCAAGAAAGCAUUCAUUCAGUUAUAUGGAGUAUCUGCCAAGAGGGUAAGGAGACUGCAAACAUUGUUACUAUGUGGACAAACUCCAAAAGACAUGCGAGGCCAACAAAACAAUAGGAAGUCGGUGCCUGUUGGUGAUGUUCAGGCCAUCAAAGACCACAUAUCUUCAUUUCCUGUCAAGAUAAGCCACCAUGCAUCCAAAGAAUAUAAAUAUCUUGAUGCGCAGUUGGAUAUAAAGAAGAUGCAUACACUGUUCAAAGAGAAAUUUCCUGAUUGUAAAGUUAAGUAUUCUUUCUAUUACAAGAUUUUCAGGGAAAAUUUCAAUCUCCACUUUGGGAGACCACAGAUAGACACCUGUGGAGAAUGUGAACAACUGAAGGUCAAGAUAAAAAAUCCUAAUCUUAAUGAAUGUGCUAAGCGAGUUGCCAUGGCCGAGCUGGCCAUUCAUGAAAGAAGGAGUAACAAGUUUUACACAAGCAUGAAAGACACGAAACACAUUUGCAAAAACAAUGAUAGUGUGUUAGGGUUAACGUUUGAUUAUAUGCAGAACAUUUCACUGCCCUGCAUUCCAGUACAAGAGCUUUUUUACUAUCGCCAGCUUUCGGUGUUUCCCUUUGCCAUACAUAACCUGAAAACAGAUGAGGCGAGUUUAUUUUUAUAUCACGAAGGGCAGGCAAAUAAAGGGCCAAAUGAAACAUGCUCUUUUCUCCACAAAUACAUAAGUGACAACGUGCCUCCAUGUGUUAAAGAACUGCACCUUUACAGUGAUGCUUGCGGAGGGCAGAAUAAGAACAAUUGCAUGGUAAGAUUCUUGUUAUCACUUACUGACACCAACAGAUUUGACAUUAUUAUCCAUCGGUUUCCGAUACGUGGUCAUUCAUAUCUUGCUUGCGAUCGUGAUUUUGCACUGGUGAAACGUGUUCUUAAAAAGACUGAUAGAUACUAUGUACCCAUGGAGGUCUGCCAACUUAUUACAUCUGCAGGAGUUCCUGGAAAAUUCACAGUCAACAUGGUAACAUCUGAUGACGUGUUGGACUUCAAGAAUUGGUGGCCCAGCCAUUACAAAAAGACAUGCUUAUCAUUGGAAAGCCAGAGUAAAGCAGUUCCGCGAAGCCAGAAGCAAGACUUUGCUGUAUCAAGGUUUGUAGAGUUCCAGUACAACAGUCGCCAUAAAGGUACUGUAGUUGCUUCCGAAUUCAUUGGCGGCCUUGUGUCACAUACUUUUGUGCUUCGUCAAUCAUCCGACAAAAGUUUGAAUCCUACUAUUCCUGUUCAAAAGGCGUAUCCUGCGAAAAAUGUGCCAAUUAAUGCAAAGAAGAUUAUUGACUUAAAGAAGGUUCUCCGUUAUGUUCCAGGUGAACACAGAGACUUCUACGAUGAGAUUAUCCAGUAGCCUACCAAGCAGACUGAGCUACCAUGCCAUUGUAACAGGCAUUGUUACAUAAUAACAUACAAAGUGUGAAGUUAUAUUAACACCUUUUGUACAUGUUUUCAAAACAAUGUGUAGUCUUACAUCACUGUUGUUUAAAGUGAAAUGAUGCUUUAGUACAUAACUUUUGUGGUGUUGUUUAAAGAGGGUAUGCCUGUGAUGUUAUGCAUUAUAAGGUCAGUGAAAAUGGCGUAAAGUGUUCAAUAAUAUGGUGUACACGUUUACUGAACUAUAUCUAGGUUGAAUUACAUCAUUGUAUUUCGA